This is a messenger RNA of Penicillium egyptiacum, 807 nucleotides long. NCBI's taxonomy places the organism in Eukaryota, Fungi, Ascomycota, Eurotiomycetes, Eurotiales, Aspergillaceae. The record is from the annotation of a GenBank genome assembly.
AUGAACUCUGUAUAUUGCCCCAUCGACGAUGAGGGUCACUACAUCCAGCUUCAUACAAUCAUUGCGAGUGGUGAUGCAGCACUUGUUGCCCACCGGGACGAUAUGGCAAUCAAAAUGGCAAUUGUGUACGCGAAUUACACGUUGGAGGAAGUGGAAGAGAACCGCAGUAAGAUCCGACGAGAGCAAGAAGUCUGGCGGCGCAUUCAGCCCGACUUCGAGACCCCAGUGGAAGGCAUCGUCCAAUGUCUCGACCUUCCCGGAGAUACCAUCGAGAUGAAGUACAUGUCUGGAGGUACGCUUUCAAAGUGGUUGGAGCACAGAGCACGACCUAGCAUCCAGCUUCAGAAGCGGUGGUUUCGCCAGCUUGCCAUCGGUCUCCACAAUCUUCAUCAACGCCGUGUCAUCCACAGUGAUAUUCUCAGUCGCAACAUUCUGCUGGAUGGUUCGUUGAACGUCGCGAUUUGCGAUCUCGGUGCGUCGAGUAUUAUGCCUAUCGACACUAUCAUGGCGAAUGCGGUGGAUGAAUACAAUUGCUCCAUCUGGACAGAUCUUUGCCAGCUGGGUCUUGUGUUCUACGAGAUUGCGACUGGAAGGAUGACAAGCAUCAGUCUCUACGACAACGGUGGCAGUGACAACGCUGUCGCCAGGUUUCCAUCCCGGGAUAUGCUCCCUGCCCUGGGCAAGCGACUUUGGGCCCGGGACAUCAUUGAGACCUGCUGGAGGGAGGGCGGAUAUGGGGCUGCAGGUGCAGCGGGAAUUCUCGCCAAGCUUGACAAGUUGCAUGUCCCACGCCGCCGCCGCCGUUAA